GCUGUUGAACACGACCUUGAGCGUAGUUCCCUCACACGGCGUAUGGGAGACAAGACGUGAGAACUGAUAACGACUUUAUUGUCCUAUCUGAGUGCGUGUUGGCGCAAUUCCGAAGUGAACAAAAUUAAUCCCACGACGUGUGCAUUUGGUCCAUGACAGAUAGUUAAGCAGAAAACUAAUUUUUUUCGCUGCACCACAAGCGCUCGGUGCCUGGUGAGAAAGCAUACGUCAAACAUCUACCAUUUCCCUGAAGUACACGUAAAUUUUCGGUCGUCUUUUCACAGAACACCUAAACCAUUUUCGGAAUAUACAAACUGACAGAGAAAGUGUGCUCCUACACAAAAUGACAAAGAUUAAAGUAAUAGGUCUACUAAUUAUCAGUUUUGCUGCAAUGUGCACCACAAAUAACUCAAAGGAACAUGACUGGGAUGUACUUAUAUUUACUCAGCACUGGCCAGUAACUGUCUGUUUGCAGUGGAAAGAAAAGGAAGAGCAGCAUACUUGCAGUUUUCCACCUGUAAAGAACAUCUGGACCAUUCAUGGGAUAUGGCCAUCCAAGCUGGGCACGAGGGGUCCCCAGUACUGCAAUUCAAGUUUACACUUUGAUUUAAAUGCCUUACAACCCAUCAGGCAGAAGCUGGAUCAGUACUGGAUCAAUGUCUAUAAUGGAACGGAAUCUGCAUUGUGGAAGCAUGAGUGGCAGAGGCAUGGUACUUGUGCUGCAAGUCUUCCAGACCUUAAUUCAGAGCUUAAGUACUUCAGCAAGGGUCUGGAAUGGUUGGAAGCAUAUGGAAUGGAUCACAUAUUGCCCAAAGCUGGCAUCAAAAUGGAUUAUGCUGAAGGAUUCUCUGCUCAGGAGUUCUCUGAUGCUGUCGUGAGUGUCCUUGGAGUUGACCCUGAUAUUCAAUGUAUAGAAGACAAGGGCAAUGCUUACCUUUUUGAAAUUAGGAUCUGCUUUAACAAAACGCUGGAGCUUGUAGACUGUGAUGGCAUUAAAAUGAAGACAUCUAUGGAUAGCCUCAUAACAAAUUGCCCACACGAUAAACCAAUUUUUUAUCCUAGUAAGCUGCCAUCACUGCCAGAAGGUAGAGAGAUAAGCUAUUCUCACUAUUCAGUCAAGUCACAAUGGCCACUGAGGCUGCUCAAGGUCAUACAGUUUCUACAGUGGUUCACAUUUUAGGAUAUGAAACAUGUUUUGUCUAUGGAGCAAACUAUUUUUCAACUUUAGUUGCAAAACCUUAAAUAUUUUACUAGCUGAAAAUGUACUGUGAUAUUUUUUGAGAUUUGUUGUAGUAAAAUAUGUCACUCAGACAUCAUAUUUAGUGUCAUGUGUCAUGUUGUUUCAUUUUACUAUGGAAAUUUCUAAUUAAUCUCUGAAAUGAUUAAAUGAAAUGUAAUAUGUGUUGUUGCAAAUGACUAGGGGAGACCGGCAACAAAAGUAAAAUUUUGCAUAUUGAAUUUUUUUAUUACCUCCUUAUAAACUUUUGAAACAAAAGGAAUUAAUGUGUGUGUUCUCUGAAGCUUUCCUAACAUAGAUGAAUUUAGUUCCACACAAAAUCACUUAUGUUUGGAAUUUGUAAAACUAAUUUUAAGGCAUCUGUGUUCCUGUUACUUGUGUCCCCGUUACCAGGGACGCUAGUAACACAAGUAGGUUUCGAAAGUAACAUAAUAAGUUAAACCACAUUUUAUUACCUAAAGGACUCAUACAGCAAUUUAAAGUACAUUACCAUUACAAAACAUUAAUGAAACAUCAAUAAACUUCAAUUCUCAUUAAUUUACAAUUAUUAUGCAGGCUUUAUGAAUAAAUGUUCAGUGAGUCAGUAAAAGAGAAAAGUAAUGCAUAUCUUAGUCCUAUUCAGAUUCACAAUUGUGGCACACAUAAAUAUUUCCCCCCCCUUUGGUACAAGCAACACAAGACCAACCCUUACAUUCCCAACACUGAAUCCACUUCUCUUUGCGAUGACUGUGAUGGAAAGGCUCGACAUAUACAAUGCAGUAGCUGUCAUUGUCUUCCGAUGAUGAUUCUUCAGGUUUUUUCUGUUUUCGCACUCUUGGCUGGCUGCUUUUUAAAUUUAGCUUCUUUUCCGCUUUUUUCGCCCGGGGAUGGGCCUUUAGCUCUUCUUCCAUAGUCAGUUUCUCUGGAAUGUCAGUCAAAAUUGCAGACUUUCUCCCUUUUCUUCCUUCUUGCCUUGGAUCUGCUUUUGGUUAUGGGCAAACACCUUCGGGUGAAAAGGUUGCGUGAACUGAAUAAGAUGGUUGUAAACCACUAGGUCCUGCAUCACAGGCUGAUAUGUGAAAGUGUUUUCUUGCAUAUUGCUACUGGAUCCAGAUUAGAUGUCCUUCCAGCUUCAGAUGGGUCACUAGAAAAUGCUAAUGGUUCUGCUAAGGACAUAGUUUGCUUUCCAUAAUUGGAAGCUUUUGCUGGGCGAUCAGUGACAGAAGAUGGUGCAAAAUUGAUUUCACUGAACACAUUCCUAUUAAAUGGUACUAUACCUGUGCAGUGAAACCAUGCUGCAAUGUUUUUGGGAGUUACAGCAAGUGGAAGUGCUUCCCUUACAAUUGAAGGGAUGUCAUAAAUUGACAUGGUCUUUCGCGGAUGAUUCUUGAUCCAGUUGUCAGCAAAAGCAUUCACCAUCUUUUUGAAUGGACCAUAAACUGAAUGGUCUAGAGGCUGCAUCCCGUGUGUACAGUGCAGUGGGAAUGACAGCAUAACAAUCCCCUUGCUUUUGCAAAAAUUCAGGCUUCUGAUGGAUGUAUGAGAUUUGUGAUUGUUGAGAAGCAGAAAACAUUUGUGCUCAGGAGUUGGUUUAGCAAAUUUUAUGAAAUGACACAAGAAUAACAAAAGUUAUUCCUGUUGCAUCCAGUCACUCGCAUUUCCUGCUCCAAUGCAACCAAUAAGACCGUCUCAAAUAAAAUGGCCAUGAUACCUCAAGCGAAGGAAUACAAAGAGAGAUGGUGUGCUGUUACCCUGAGCGUUGAUGGCAAUAGCAACAGUGACAAGAGUGCCUCUUUCAGCCGAUGUGAUAGCUCCUACCUGCUUUAUUCCCUGUUUAGUAACAAUCCUGUUUGAUUUCUAAGCAGUGGUGACAUCUGUCUCGUCCAUAUUCAAGAUGUCCAUGGGCUCUAAAUUAUAUCUCUCCAUAACGCUAGCCAGGUUGUUGAAAAUGGCAGCCACAUUUGUUGGAUUAAAGCUCAUUGCUCGAGCAAGACUUGUGGGUUGAGGCAACCGAAUAGACAACUGGGGAUUCCUCUUCAUGAAUGCUGAAAAUCAGUCUGGACCAACAGUUUGAUUGUCCACCCAAGUUGAUGGAACUGGUAUAUUGUUUGUCGUUGCCAGUUCGUGAGCUAAUUUAUGGAUAUCCUUAGGGCAAAGUCCAUAAAAUAUCUCAGACACUUUAAUCACAUAUUCGGUUAUAAUUUUUUAUUGUUCAUCGGAGAACACUCAUUUUACACUUCUAUAUCCAACACGAGGCAUUGGUGUCCUACUAUCAUGCAUACGUUUCUCUUUCUUUUUAAUGUACCAAUGCAAUGUUACAUGGCAUACAUUGUGUUUCUUUGCUACUGCUCUAUUACUUAUAAUAUAAUUUGCAACAUCAUCUGCCACAGUUUGAUAUACAGUAGUAGGAGUUAGUCCUUUGUAGUCGUCCUAACUCGUGUUUGUGGCAUAAUUCCCUGUAACGAAAUAACUAAGUAAAUAAUGAGUCUGUUCAGUAAUAACGAGUUUGUCAAGCAAGACACUGCUACUCCUGACAGUAUCAUACCUAAUUUACUGUUUGCUAACGGGGGGGAGGGGGGGGGGGACGGGGAACUGCAGCUAAUAAUACUUCCUCAGUAAUGGGGACGAAAGAAACACUGUUACUUCCAUCCCCAGCAGUAAUGUUUCUUUUGUCCCCGACCACUCCUUUCUGUUUAAUUGAUAUAUUAGACACAAUCUAUACAAGUAAUGAAAAUGUUGACAAUGGUGGCAUAAAACUGAAAGUUUCACAUAGUUAAAUUAUUACGUUUACAGAGUAAUGCCACCGUUAUCACAAAACUAAGAAAAUUGAGAAAACUUAUGUGAGAGACUGAAAAAACAUUUUACUGUGGCACACUCAACAGAGACUCUCCAAUACUGACCAACAAUUGGUAGGCAGUUGGGAAACAUGAAGGGAAUACAGUGUUUGAAUCACUUGAUUUUCGGAGCUACAGGCGAAUGUAGUGGAGGGAUGUUACUUUCAUAUCGUGUUACUCUUGUCCCCGGUCUCCCCUACAUGCUUUCUUCAUUUUCAAGUAGGUAAUUUCAUUGUUGUAGGAUGUUCCUGAAACAGCUAAAACAAACAUUUUACUAUGGCAGACAGAAGGGUGGAGCACAGAGACAUGUAACAGGAAAUAGCAUUCACAUUAGCUUUGGAGCUCUUGCUGUCUUUUUUUUUUUAAAAAAAAAGAGCCAGAGGUACACUCAUUCACACACACAACCACACAACCACACAGCCAUGCAAAUGGUGUGCUUGUUUGUACAUUUGCUAGAAAAAGAACAAGAGCUCAAAAGGUAGUGUGAAUGCUGUUUCCUGUUACUUGCCUCUGUGCUCCAUGCAUCAGUCCGCUAUAGGUGAGUGGUUGUCUUUCAUUUAUUGUGUUGUGUCUAGACAAGACAGCCUAGACACAAUGAGAGGAAGCCGAAAGGCACACGCUAAGUUAAAGCAGGAUGGCGGGAGGUCUGAAACAGGAUACGUAAUGAAUGCUAUAAAGAAAAGUACGUAGCUUCUGGAAUACUUAACUUUAAUCCAUCCUUUUUGGUACAUCUGGAGAUUGUGGCGAUACAAGUGAGACUCUUUAGAUACAUGCAAUGUUACUAAUGGCGCCUUGCUAGGUUGUAGCCAUUGACUUAGCUGAAGGCUAUUCUAACUAUUGGCUCGGCUAAUGAGCAAUGCUUUGUCCAUGUAGUCGCUAGCAAAGUCGUCCGUACAACUGGGGCGAGUGCUAGUCCGUAUCUCGAGACCUGCCUUGUGGUGGCGCUCAGUCUGCGAUCACACAGUGGCGACACGCGGGUCCGACAUGUACUAAUGGACCGCGGCCGAUUUAAAACUACCACCUAGCAAGUGUUGUGUCUGGCGGUGACACCACAUAUUGUACCUAUUGCGCCAUCCAGGAAUUCCCAUUAUUGUUAAAUUGCAUUUUACAUAGUUGAGAAUCUCUAUCUGGUAAAUUAAAUUUUCUUCUGUUUUAUUAAAAAUAGUAUCAAAUAAGAUUAUUGACAACGUAUGUGGUUGAAAUUUUCACUCUUGUCAUAUAUUCUAUAAAUUGUUGCGCAAUAUGGUAUGUAGUAUUAUUCAAGUAUCAGUGAAUGCAUUCCCAAUACCAUUAUAAAAAGUUAUGUUGCAUAUAUAUAUUUUUAUCAAAUUUACAUGAUGUUGCAGUAUUUUGUAUUCUGUGAGAUAUUAUUGUGAUAGAAAUAAACUUCUUUUUACACA
Schistocerca serialis cubense is the source of this 5450-nucleotide messenger RNA. It is a transcript of the gene RNaseX25, whose product is annotated as ribonuclease Oy. Lineage: Eukaryota; Metazoa; Arthropoda; Insecta; Orthoptera; Acrididae. The transcript has 4 exons. Gene Ontology annotation, molecular function: RNA binding; ribonuclease T2 activity. The record is from RefSeq and is a predicted model, not a curated record. The coding region runs from base 344 to 1180 and encodes 278 amino acids. Gene Ontology annotation, biological process: RNA catabolic process. Gene Ontology annotation, cellular component: extracellular region.